AUGUUUCAGGAGUUAUUUUCACUCCGUGUUCAUACCCUUUUCACUGAAUCAUUGGCAUCAAUUGUAUCUGUUGAGCAGUUCGACAAAAGGACUUCGAAUAUCGUCAAGGCAAACAAGGCCGCUGUUGCUUUCUGUAAAGGCAAGGCUUUUAGCCCCGCUGCAGGUUGCGACUGCUGGUGCCAGAAAUCAGGCUACAUCACUUGGCAGGUCUGGAAAGAAGAAUCAGCAAGGAGAGUGCCAAAUUUCGCUAUCACGAUGGGAAAUAAAUGGCACCAACGCAAACCACUUCUGUGUUUCUUGCAGACGGCUAGAUUUGGUCCUCGUUUUCCAAGACCACACCUGAUCAUUCUAAAAUCUUCCUUUAAUGGAGUUAGACCAUUAUCACUUCCUCUUCGUUCGUCUUAUUACUUUUUCCAUUGCUAUUCUUGGUCUUUUUCUUCAUUUUUUUCUCGAAUGUGUCUUUCGUCUUUUACUUUUUUGACAUUUACUUCUUUUGAACGAAUGACAUCACAUAAAACAUAUUUUCUUUCUUCUCCUUUUACUACUCUCUUUCUCCAGUCUUAUUCUCUCUAUUGCUUUCAGUUAUUCCUCUUUUUUCUCCUUCCUUUCUCUGUCUUUUGUUCCAAACAACUCUCUUUUAUCAAUAAUUGUUCACCUCUUUCUUACGUUAUCUUUUCCUUUUCCGUUUUGAAAUUUUCACCUUUAUAUUAUCAUUUUUUUUUCUUUCUUUUUUUGUUUCUCUUUCUCAAUUAUAAAUUUCUUCUUUUUAAAAUUCUUCUCUUUUCUUUCUCGUAUCAUUUUUUCUUUCUUUCUUUCUUUCUUUCUUUCUUUCUUUCUUUCUUUCUUUCUACUGUAAAAGAUUUCCUUCUUUACAAUUGUUCAUUUCUCUCUCUUUUUCUAUAUUCCUCCCACUCUCAACUUCCUCUUUUAUUUCCUUUUUUCUCGCUUCGUCUUUCUUCCACUCUUUGUCACUUCUACUCUCACUUUCGUUUUUCUAUUCCCUACUUUCUCAGUCCUCCUUCUUUCCUCUCACUCCUCCUUCUCUCUUCCCUUUUCACUCUCUUCUCUUUGCCUAUUAUCCUUUCUCCCUUUCGCUCUCUAUUCUUUUUUAUUCCUCUCUGUAGCUUCUCUUUUAUUCCCCUUUCUCUAGCUUCUCUCUUUCUUUCUCUGUCACCCUCUUCUUUUUAUUUCUUUCAGUCGCUUCCCCUUUCUUUAAUGUUCUCUUUGCCAUACUCUUCUUUUUCGAAGUUUGUUUUUCUAUUUCUUCUUUUCACUUUCACUUUCUCUCUACUCUCUGUAUCCUUAUACAUGCAUUUUUUUAUUUACCUAUCUCGCGUUUUAAUCAAUGCUCUCUCUUUUUCACUAUCGUCACUCUCCUUAUUUAGUUCUUUUGUUAUUAUCCCCCUCUUUAUGUUCGCCUUUAUUACAUUCCCCUCUUCCUCACCCCAUCUCUUUCUCUCUCUAUUUACCUUUUUUUUUCAUUUUCAAUUCUUUUCCCUUUAUACUCUUUUCUCUUUUAGACAUUUUUAUGAUUAUUUCUCAUCUUUACAUUUGCAAGUUUUGUCACUCCUUUGUUCAUUAUGUCCCUCUUUCCCCCUCAUCCAGAUAAUCUUUUUAACAUUUUUCUUAUGUCAAUUCUUCCGUCUUAAUUUUCCCUUGAUUCUCUCUUUUUCUUUGGACUUACGGAUUUUUAUCUCAACAUUUUCUGUGCUUAACAACUAUUUUUAUUUCUGCUAUUUUUUUUUAUCUAUCUAUCUAUCUAUCUAUCUAUCUAUCUAUCUAUCUAUCUAUCUAUUGCCGUCUAUUGAUAUGUAUCUAUCUAUCUAUCUAUCUAUCUAUCUAUCUAUCUAUCUAUCUCAAUUUAAAUUGCUGGUAAUAUUUUCUUUCUUUCUAUCUAUCUAUCUAUCUAUCUAUCUAUCUAUCUAUCUAUCUAUCUAUCUCAAAAAAAUUAUUCGGCUUGACCAAACUUCCCUGUCUAAACUUUUUUCUAUCUAUCUAUCUAUCUAUUCAUCUAUCUAUCUAUCUAUCUAUCUAUCUAUCUCAUCAAUUUCUUUCUUUCUAGCUUUCUCAGUCAAUUUCUUUCUUUCUAUCUAUCUAUCUAUCUAUCUAUCUAUCUAUCUAUCUAUCUAUCUAUCUAUCUAUCUAUCUCAGUCAAUUUCUUUCUUUCUAGCUUUCUCAGUCAAUUUCUUUCUUUCUAUCUAUCUAUCUAUCUAUCUAUCUAUCUAUCUAUCUAUCUCAGUCAAUUUCUUUCUUUCUAGCUUUCUCAGUCAAUUUCUUUUCUUUCUAUCUAUCUAUCUAUCUCAUCAAUUUCUUUCUUUCUAUCCUUUCUUCAAUUUCUUUCUAUCUAUCUAUCUAUUCAUCUAUUCAUCUAUCCUAUCUAUCUAUCUAUCUAUCUCAGUCUGUUUCUUCCUUUCUAUCUAUCUAUCUAUCUAUCUAUCUAUCUAUCUAUCUAUCUAUCUAUCUCAGUCUAUUCAUUCCUUUCUUUUAUCUAUCUAUCUAUCUAUCUAG
Acanthosepion pharaonis is the source of this 2508-nucleotide messenger RNA. NCBI's taxonomy places the organism in Eukaryota, Metazoa, Mollusca, Cephalopoda, Sepiida, Sepiidae. The record is from the annotation of a GenBank genome assembly.